AGACAUUGAAGUCGAUGUCAUUUCUGUCGAUUGAAAUCAGUCGACGAUUUCGGACUCAAUUGCGAGACAAACGAAAUAUUCAUUAUUUGAGACAAUCGGUGGUCACGACAGCAAUGGAGACGGUGUCGAUAGUGUCACUGAAACCACCACUUCAGGUGACAUUAAUCUGUGGACUAAGUGUUAUCGUUUGGUUGACUUAUAAACUCUUUAAACAUCUUCGCGAGCGGUCAUUGAAUAUCCCGCUCUGGAGUGAUGGCAGUCAUGCCUGUCAUCGAUGGAAAUUAAUCGCUAUUAUCACACACACUGCCUAUUGUAAUGUCUGUGAAUCUCUGAUAGUGGACGGCAUGUACUGCGAGUGUUGCGGCACUUGUGCUGACUUCGGCUGCCAUAAGAAGGCCGACAAUAUGUUUAACUGUAAAACAUUAUCAAUGGCUAAGAGUGACCCCAGAAUACAAAGCAAACAAAUAUCUCAUCUCUGGAUUUGCGGCAAUUUAUUGACGCAUUCGACUUGCGAUGUCUGCGGUGAUGAUUGCGAUGACGAGUCAGCUCUUGUCGACUGGAAGUGCUGUUGGUGUCAGAGAUGUGUUCAUUUAAAAUGUUUGACGGAUGAGCUGAGACACAGUGAUUGUGAUUUAGGUAAAUGGAGGACAUGUAUUGUACCCCCAUUUUGUGUCAUUCAUAAGAAAGUGUGGUCUAAAGGUCGCCGCAAGUUUGUCAUCGAAAGUAUGACCAACUUUGAAGAUGAAUCUAAUUGGAAGCCAUUGAUUAUUAUAACUAAUCGUAAGAGUGGUAACAAUGAUGGCGACAAAAUACUCACUAUUUUUAGAACAAUUCUAAAUCCAUUACAAGUGAUUGAUUUAAACGAAACAUCCAUUGAAUCAAGUGUUGAAUUGUGUGAAAUAUUGUCCAAAACCAAUAAAGAGAUUACAUUCAGAAUACUAGUUGCAGCUGGAGAUGGAACCAUUGGAUGGGUUCUUAAUACUAUCCAAAAAUUAAAGAUAAAUCCAAUGCCAUUGAUUGGUAUAUUACCAUUUGGUACGGGAAAUGAUUUAUCGAGAGUACUCGGUUGGGGACAGAGUUUCUCAUUUGAAACAUCUAUAGAUGAAGUUAUGAAUAAAGUUCUUAAUACCAGACCUAUUGAUUUGGACCGUUGGAGUGUAAAGUUGUCUUCAAAUAGAAGUCUUGGUAUUCCUCUGCCUUCCAAACAUUAUUUAAUGAAUAACUAUUUCUCCGUCGGUGUCGACGCUUUGGUUGCUCUCAACUUUCAUGAGACCCGAAAGUCAAGGGUCUAUAACUACUUAUUUACGAAUAGAUUUGUUAAUAAGUUUUUAUAUCUGACAUAUGGAACAAAAGAUCUUUUGGAAAGAAAAUGUAAAAAUCUCAACGAAAAGAUUAUUCUUGAAUUAGACGGAAAACGAAUUGAUUUACCAGAAUUAGAGUCCAUUAUAAUACUAAAUAUAAUGAGUUGGGGCGGAGGAGUCGAUAUCUGGAAUCUGGGUAACGGUGCUGUCAAACAAAAGAUAAACGACAAGAAACUUGAAGUAUUAGGUGUCUACUCAACCUUUCAUAUCGGACAACUCAUGAUUGGACUCUCGGAACCGUUGCGUUUCGGACAGGCAAAGGAGGUUAAACUGAUUUUAUUGGAGAGACUUCCCAUUCAAGUGGAUGGCGAACCAUGGCUUCAAUUUCCCACAACUAUUACCAUUACUUGGAAUUCUUUUGCCAAAAUGCUUACCACAAGAUCUGAACUUUUAUGAGUCAUAUUUGUAUUAAAACA
Molecule: messenger RNA, 1777 nt
Organism: Oppia nitens
Lineage: Eukaryota; Metazoa; Arthropoda; Arachnida; Sarcoptiformes; Oppiidae
Product: diacylglycerol kinase epsilon-like
Exons: 2
Coding region: 15-1757 (580 amino acids)
Molecular function (GO): ATP-dependent diacylglycerol kinase activity
Source: RefSeq, a predicted model, not a curated record